Messenger RNA from Candidula unifasciata, 404 nucleotides. The record is from the annotation of a GenBank genome assembly. NCBI's taxonomy places the organism in Eukaryota, Metazoa, Mollusca, Gastropoda, Stylommatophora, Geomitridae.
AUGAACAGGAGCGCCCGGUUACAUGGAAAAGGUGACCUGAGAGUGGAAGACGUCCCAUUGCCGGAGACUGGUCCAGAAGAUGUCCUCGUCCAGAUGGCUUUCGUGGGCAUGUGCCACACUGAUGUCCACUUCUUUGACCACGGCCACGUCGACAGAUUCCUGGUGGAGCGACCUCUGACCCUGGGCCAUGAGAUGAGUGGCGUGGUCAGCCAGUUGGGAUCGAACGUUCUUGGGUUCAAGCCCGGAGACCGGGUGACCAUAGACACCAACCGGCCCUGUUUCCAGUGCAAGAACUGUGGAGACCGAAGGUACAACAUCUGCAGCGACGGCAAGUACGCCGGUCUGCCUCCUAUUGACGGUGGCUACGCCAGGUUUAUGGUGACUCCCGCCUACACCUGUCACAA